Messenger RNA from Rhizoctonia solani, 1518 nucleotides. RefSeq lists its product as uncharacterized. The coding region runs from base 1 to 1518 and encodes 505 amino acids. The transcript is spliced from 3 exons. NCBI's taxonomy places the organism in Eukaryota, Fungi, Basidiomycota, Agaricomycetes, Cantharellales, Ceratobasidiaceae. The record is from RefSeq and is a predicted model, not a curated record.
AUGGACAACAUCUAUACCGACUCUCUUACUCGCACCGUCUUGGCUCCCAGCGCUUCUCAGUCCAUCGUUGUUCUGGAUCAUGUGGGCCAGUCUGCAUUGGUCACUGCAGGAUAUGUUGCGUGGAACGUGCAGUUGGGUCAUGGUCUAGGAAAAAGACAGGAAACAGAGUCAACACCUGCCCAAACCACGCCUCCGACAACACCAACCUCUGCAGCUCCACCCGAAACUACCACUCGGCCGACGACAACGAGCGAGAGUACACCGACCACUACGAGCACAUCGAGCGAGAGUAGCACUAUUCCUACAACCACGAGCACGAGCACUACUCCUACUACCACCUCUACCAGUACGAGUACCACUGUUCCUCCCACCACGACGUCUACCACUCCUACCACUUCGAGUACCUCUACCACUGUCGAGACCUCGACAACAUCGACUCACAGUACUCCCAGCACCUCCGAGACGCCCGAAUCACGAACCAGCACCACCGAGCGAACAACCACGUCUACUCCACAGACUUCUGAGCAGCAAAACCAAAACACCAGUCAGGCAGGCAAUUCACCCAAUACUCCCACCCCUACACCCACGCCCAAUCCUGGCUCUUCCCCCACGCCGACACCGCCCCAGACCAACCAAGGAGGAAACACCGUAUCUCAGACGGGCACGCUCACCACCAUUUCCUCGUUCUCGACCACCACACUCCCCGAUGGAUCUCGGUCUACCCUCACAGUUCUCGUCACGAGCUCUAUUCCUCCCAGCGGUGGCCUCAACGAAACCGAGACAGGAAACAGCCAUAGUAAUUCGGGCUCGAAUGGCCGUGCAGUUGCAAUCGGGCUUGGAGUGACCGGAGGAUUUGUGGCCCUUAUCAUUUUGAUAUUCGGUAUUACUUGGCACAUUCGUCGCAAGAGGAGGAACGCCAUGCCAUUGGAUGAAAGUGAAAUUUGGGGCUCGCACGAAGCCAAGACUCCGCCGCAAGGUAAUCUCGCACUCAACGCCCAGGCUACUGGCUAUACCUACAACCCUUAUGGCGAAGUCCGGCCCGCGGCGUAUGCACCUGUCCCCACCGCCAUGCCCCCACCCCAUCCUCGACCGAUGGUCUUGGCCGAAUCGGACGAGAACCGUCUGUCUGCUGGUAGCUACGGCCCCCAACCGAGCGUAGGACCGAGCGUCCCGUUAUUGAGCCGCACCAAAACGGCCGACGAGAUCCUGUACGAGGCCGCGCGCGAAGGUCUGCCCAAGUCUCGAGCCAGCAGCGCCACCGCGUCACACCACACGCGCCCAUCCGAAACGGGAGUUUCAUAUCGCCAAAAGACGUCCUACGCCGCCUCGCACAAGACACACGGAUCGUCUGCCAGUCGAGCUUCGGGUUCUGCCGUUGGGCUGCUCGAUCGUCCGCCAACGCACGCCACCACGCACGACGAGGAUGGGUUGUCUGAGCCUGAGAGGCCUGCGUCUCCUGUGUCGAUUGCUGCCCCCCGUCUGGCGAUCGUGAACCCUGAUCUGGAUAAGGAUGUGUAG